AUGUAUGAGAGACGUUCGAGUAUUCAUUCAGAUACGAGAGACGACGAUGAUGACGACGCAGCAUUAUUAUCAGUUACAACAGCUUCUGAUCAUCAGCAUGAACGAAUUAAGUUAAGUACAUUAGAUGAUGCAGCACCAGUACAUGAUUCAGAUUAUACGAAAGAUUCAGACACAGAAUUCCUGUUAGAUGAAGUUCGAAUUGGCCCAUCCGUUGGCAGUAAUUUGAUCUGUGCCAAAGCACCCGCACGGUAUAUCACUGCUGUAUGGGCUUUUUUUGGCUUUUUCUGUCUUUAUGCCAUGCGAGUGAAUCUGUCUGUUGCCAUUGUCGCUAUGGUGAUACCUCAAAGUGAAUUAAAUCAAUCCGCUACGUCGUGUCCAAUGCCGAGUAAAAAUAAUACAGCACCAGAAAAACAUCAUGAUUUUGACUGGAGUCCACAGAUUGAAGGUGCUGUUCUGGGAGCAUUCUUCUAUGGUUAUCUGCUAAUGCAAGUUAUUGGAGGUAAUUUAGCUGAAAAAUUCGGUGCUAAAUGGAUAUUUGGUGGAGGAAUAUUAAUAUCUGGCUUAUUGACACUCAUAGCACCGAUUGCAGCUCAUAUUGAUUAUCGUUUGUUUUUUAUCGUUCGUUUCGUCACUGGAAUCGUUUCAAGUCCAGGAUUUCCUUCUGCAGCCGCUCUUUGGGGCAAAUGGAUACCACCAUCCGAACGCAGUACAAUUCCACCAGCAUCUCAAUCCGGCGCCAACUUCGGUAUUAUUAUCUCAACACCAUUGAUAAGUAUAAUGAUUGAAAGAAGUUUUCUCGGCGGAUGGCCGUCAGCAUUCUAUGUAUUCGGCGUUCUGUCUUGUGUAUGGUUUAUCGGUUGGUGUUUCUUCGGUUUCAAUUCGCCAGAUGAACAUCCACGUAUAUCACACAAAGAACGUGUAUUCCUUAAAAAAUCGAUCGCAUCACAUACUCGCAAAAAAAUUAGAACACCAUGGCGUGAAAUUUUCACUUGCCCACCAGUAUACGCUAUUGCCGCCAUGCAUCUCUGCAAUAACUAUAUAUACUAUACACUGUUAACAUCACUGCCAACCUAUUUUGCCACUGUUCUUCAUUUCAAUUUACAUGAGAACGGCCUUAUUUUUGCUCUUCCCUAUUUUGCACAGUUUCUAAUGACAAUUUUGACUGGAAAUAUAGUCGAUCGUAUUCGAGCGCGCCAACUUCUUUCGAUUACAACGCUACGCAAAGUACAAACAAUUGUUGGGACAAUUGGCUCAUGUGCAUUCUUAGUUGCUAUCGGUUUUAUGGGCUGUGAUCACAUUGGUUCUGUUGUUUGCUGUGUAUUUGCUGUAGCUUUCCUAGGUUUACAUACAUGCGGAUCAUUAAUAUCUCAUCUUGACGUGGCAUCAAAUCAUGCUGGUACAUUAGUCGGCAUGACAAAUACAUUAGCAACCAUACCUGGAUUUAUUGGACCUGCAGUGGUUGGCGCAUUCACAAACAACAAUCAAACAAUUGAAGCAUGGCGAUAUAUAUUUAAUAUUUCGGCUGGUAUCGGCGUAUUCGGUUGCAUUGUCUAUUGUAUAUUCUUCAAUGGUGAAGAACAGCCAUGGAAUCGAACAUAUGAAUCAACUGAUCAGACAGAAUCAGCAACAUCGACAGAUACAUAA
Messenger RNA from Adineta ricciae, 1644 nucleotides. The record is from the annotation of a GenBank genome assembly. NCBI's taxonomy places the organism in Eukaryota, Metazoa, Rotifera, Eurotatoria, Adinetida, Adinetidae.